Molecule: messenger RNA, 915 nt
Organism: Sesamum indicum (sesame)
Lineage: Eukaryota; Viridiplantae; Streptophyta; Magnoliopsida; Lamiales; Pedaliaceae
Source: RefSeq, a predicted model, not a curated record
AUGUCAAAACGAAUUGGGGUUGACUUGGAAGGUUGCAGGAAACAAACUGGUUCACGUUUCCAUGUUUCUAUUACCACAACAAACUUAUCAUCAUGAAAAACGGAAACACAGAGAUCUUCAAAUCUAUCUAGUGCUCAACAAAGCGCUCAUGGAGUAGAGCUUGCGAUAGUGAGCAGAAUUUGUGAAAUUAUCAGACCACGACAAGUUGAUGCAGAAAGCAAUGGAAGCAGAAGAAAGCUUUUCAUCUUUGGGUUUCCUUCCACUAGUUGAUGCUUAUCUUAAAGGGGAAGAACAAAUAAAUGUGAGGGUCAAGCUAGCACCUCAAAGCAAUGUUGAAGGAGAACAGGUUGGGAAGAUCCAUAAAGAGGAAGCUGUGUGCAGAUUCUGUUUUAAUAACAUAUUUCAAUAUGAAAAUAUUUUUAUGACAAAAUGCAACUGCAAAAUGAUCGCCUUGACCCAUGAAAAUUGUGCAAUGGAACGCUGGCGGUCUAGAGAAGAAGGGAACCUCAAAUGCGAAUACCGUGCGCAAGAUAUUCAGAAUGUACCCGUGACAUUAUCAAGGGCAGACAAAAAACCAGGGCAAUGAAGUUUGAAUUCUAAGAGGUGCUUUUGUUUUUGGUGUACAUGAUGAUCUUUCCAUGAAUGUGGGCAUACGUGGAAUUGCUUUUGGUUUUGCUGUAAGGCAUAAACAACAGCUAUGGUGGAAGUUUUGAUGUUGUUGCUCUUAGAGGAGAUUUGGUGGUUCCUUCAAAAUCUAUUUACUUUGCGCAUUGUUUUUGGCUUGUAAUUUGAAAGAUUUCUUUCUCUUGUUUCGUUCUGGUCUAAUUCUCUACUAAAUGUGCAAUAUGUUUGUGUGUCGUGUGCUCGUUGAGUUGUUGUAAUUGGUGAUAUUGCAGGCUAAUUACAUUUUGGGUA